GGCUAUAAUAGUCUCAUUAUGGGGAUAGUACAUAAAAUUAACGAGUCUCCACCAUUCAUGAUGCCUUUUCUCAAGUUCACUGGAGUUAUUUCUGAUUAUUCUUUUUAACUCCAAAGGCAUGGUUCCAUUUAGGCCAUCUCUUACAAUUGAUUUUGCCACACUUAAUAACCAUUGCUGGGCUUCCAUACAGGUAAGUGCCUCAGACAGAUUUGAUUGGAGGAUGUCAAGAGCUCCCAAUACCUGUAGGUGAUAUUGUUCCUGAAUAUCCAAUCAAUAAGGGAAGAUAUUUACAAUAUUGAAUUUGGUGGGUAUUAAUCCCAUCAGUGCUGAGGACAGUGGCUUCAAUAAGGUUUUGCGUCAUGACCUAGAUCACCUAUUCUUUUGGCAAGGAAGUUUUGAUCGAUGGUAUUAAUUACCCCAAGUCCAGCUCCUACUCCUCCAAGCACCUUUACUGUCACAUCUCUUUUCUUCCUUUGUUGAUGGCAAGAUUCCUUGUAGCCAUGCUCUCCAUCCCAUUAAUAAUGGCAUCACAAAGGAUGCACACAGAAGAUGUAGUGGAAUGAUAGAGAUUUGAAUAGGCAUUAUGAACUUCUUUAGGGUGAAUUUAAGUUCAGUGAUCAUAAUUCUUGAUACAUCCUUUUUGACAAUAAAAGGUCCCACGUACAGGAGCAGCUCUAUGUAUUUUGCUGCCCCAAGCACGGCAGUCAGGCGGCUUUCGGUGGCAUGCCUGCAAGAGGUCCACUGGUCCCGCGCCUUCAGCGUACCCGCCGUCAAAGCCACGGGACUGGCAGUUUUCCAACAAGCACACUGCCGAAAGUCGCCUGCCUGCUGCCCUCACAGCGACCGGCAGGCCACCCUCCUGUGGCUUGCCACCCAGGCAUGCAGUUGGUGUGCUGGUGCCUGGAGCAGCCCCCGCCCACUUAACUAGUUUGUAGUGGUGGAGCAAUGGUAAAUUUGAACAAUGUUUUUUCAGUUCAAACGGGCCCCUAACAAUCCACACCCCAGAGUGAAAAAUACUAGUAUUAACCAUGAGAAUUCCUGUGUAAGUGAAGUUGUCAUUUUACUGAGUCAUCCAACUUGCAAAAUUUAGGUGAAACCUAAUUAGUCAAAGAGAGAGAACAUUGAUUUCUGCAUACUUGACAGGAUAGAUUCAUGAUUAAAUGUUCGUUGGUAUAAGGGAGUGCACAUGUAAUUUAGUUGAAGUGGAUUGAAAAUUAUGGUGAUGUAGGCUAGAAGUAAUAUUUAUAAAGCCUGGUGUUGUGGUAGAAGGUGCACUGGUUUUAAAAUUGAUACACUUGGAUGAGUCCCAGUCCUUUAUGUCCUGUGAACAACCUAUGAAAGGGGAAAGGUCCAACAUCCAUGCACAUCCAUUAGAUAACUUUUUAAUAUAUUUUAGCUAUCCAGUUGGAUUUAGCACUGGGUCGUGUGUUCGAUUGUCGUGUAGGGUGAAUGACACCAGUGAGUUGUUGCCUUUAUUCUCCUUUAUAACUAAAUAACAAUACCCUUCCAUUACGUAGGAGUAAAUGCUGGAUAAUCCAGCCAUACAUCCUCAGCGACCACCCAAUAUGCAGGAGUGAGAGGGAUUUGAGUUGCUGACAGAUCUUGUUUUCCCCAUUUAAAUCCAAAAGUGUGUAUUUUAAAUGGUGUCUUAGGCGGUGCUUCUGCCCUAAUUUCCUCCUGGAAAGGGUUUUGUAGGGGCUUUAGGUGGUGCCCUUGGCAUCAUUUGGAUUCUAGCUCCUUUGUUUUCCUUCUCGUAAUUCUUGUCAUACUCCUCAUCAUAUUCCUCAUUUUCAAAGUCCUCUUGUGUAUAUACCUCUUUCUGAAUCCUCAUCCUGGUCAUACUCAGAAACAGGAAUCUUCCAUUUGUAGAGUAGACUCUCAUUCACUUUACAAAACCAAUGCUCGUUUUCUUGAACUAUUAGACUUUGGCAAAUCCAUAGGCAUAACCAUGCCAUAACUAUAGACAUCAGAUAUUUUCCAAGAGUGUUCAUGCUUUCUUCAGUACCCUAUAAAAGAAAACAUGAAAAUAUUCAUUUUACCUAAGGUGGUUUAUGAUUAUUUUUCCUCUCUUUUUCCUUUACAGUGUUGUCUGGGCAGAUGUUUCACUUCCACUGUGCGCUGUGAAACCAUUUGGUGACUCGUUUCUUCCCAGACUUUAUUCCAGCUGGAAGCUGCAAUUCUUCUGGAGCCUUGACAUCACAGAUGUGGUGUGUUGCAGGAAUUAGAAUACCUGCUUCUCCAUGUUCGGCUUGAAUCAACAUCUUAUCAGAAUAUCCAGGACACAACCCCAAAGAUCAGAGCUGCCAGACCUCAACACUCUGCUAAUGACACCAUGCAGAAACUGGAGUCCCCCAGAUGGACUUGAUCCUGACUGACCAUCAAGAAAAGUUCAUCUGGCUUAUUGAGAGUGGUGAGCACUGCAGGAUGAAAGACCGGUUAUGUGAACUGUAUGAGUUAGCUAGGCUUUAUAACCAACAGUUUCCUAACAAUGAGGAUGAUGAGAGUUUACCUCAUGAAACCCUACUUUUUGAGACUGAUUAUGCCCUCGCAACUCUUUACAAAGAUAUCCAGAGUAUCAGAACAGACAACCUCCACCUGAAAGAGGACGUCAAACGGCUAGGUAAACAAAAUAAUCGCUUUCUUACCUCCAUGCGGCGUCUUAGUAGUAUCAAACGAGAUACUAACAGCAUCGCCAAAGACAUCAAGGCCCGUGGAGAAGGCAUCCACAGGAAACUCCAGACAAUGAAAGACUUCAAUGAAGAUGCAGAAACAAAACAUGGCACGAUGUCUGUCAUAACCCGUGUAUCAAAGAAUCACUAUGUUGACCUCAUGCAUGCCUUUCAGGAAGCCAUGUUUGAGUACAAUGAGGCAGAGAUGAACCAGCGGGAGAACUGCAAGAUUCGGAUCCAGAGACAGCUGGAGAUCAUGGGCAAGGAUGUUUCCGGAAACCAGAUUGAAGACAUGAUCGAGCAAGGCAAGUGGGACGUCUUCUCUGAGAAUCUCCUGUCUGAUGUCAGAGGGGCUCGUGCAGCAUUGAAUGAGAUAGAGACGAGACACAAGGAGUUGAUGAAGUUGGAGAGUCGCAUCAGGGAGGUUCAUGAGCUCUUUCUACAGGUGGCACUACUGGUGGAGCAACAAGCUGACACCUUUGACAUCAUUCAACUGAAUGUGGAAAAAGUUGAGGACUAUGUCGGAGAGGCUAAAUGUCAGGUGAGGAAAGCUCUGGAAUACAGGAGGAAACACCCUUGUCGAACACUCCUCUGCUGUUGCUUUUCAUGCUGCAGAAGAUGAUUCUCCUACUCAAGCCGUUACAGACCAACUUGAAUGUGCCCUAAGAAUGUAUAGUUGAAAUAGUGCUUUUAAAAUGGGCUACUCCUUGGAACAGGGUUGCUUUUGGUUUUGGGAGGUUGGGGUGGUUACCCCUUGUCUUAGACAGAGAUGCCUUAAGCACAUUUAUGUGCUAAUAAAAGCCAAAUGUUGCUUUCAAAUCACUUUUAUUAUCUUAAAAAAAAAAAAAAAAUCAAGCCUAACCUAUUUGACUGUAAUCAAGGCUAGAGUGCUUAAGAGAGCCUCAUAAAAUGAUACAUGCUCCAAUCUGACACCACCUAACUUAAAGAAUGAAUGAAAGGCUCAUAGCUUCCUCAAUGAAGGAUGUGUGUUGGUAUACCACAAGGUGGCUAUUUUCUAUCUUCCACAGUGAGACUGCGUGGGGUACAGCUCUACUGCUGUAGUGAAGUAAUUCUGUGGUGCUUCGUAAGUUUGCCUACCUUGAGGAAACUUGGAGCACACAUGAUGCAAUCCUUGAGCAAUUCAUUGCCACAUUCAUUUGAAGAAACAGUAAAUCUGUUAAACUAUUAACAGAAAAUAUAGAAUUAGUUUCUUAAAUCUUUUUACACAAGGAGCUUGAUUGUGAUGUCACACUGGUUUUACACCAUGGAACUCCCUUGAAAUGAAUGAAGUGAAUUUUGAUCUAUUCCAGUGUAAAUAAGAUCAAACUCGGUCCCAAGAAGUGGUCAUUCCUUCCCGCCCCCCUCCACCAAAAAAAAAAUCCCUUUCAUCAUUGUGAACACACCAGAAUUUUGACCAGGUCACAGGAAACACUGUCAAAAUAAGACCUCUCCAACUGAUUCUUUACUUUAGUCAUUAAAGAACAACAUUACAAACUUUAAAUACUAUUUAAAUGUCGUCUGCUGAAGGACUGAAAAUGGUCAUGGCAAACUUUUCAAAGAUUUUUAGCCCUGUGAAUAAAAUUAAUACAACUAUCUCCUCUCAAAUGUGACUUAACACCCAUAAAUGGACACUUGUCUGGAGGGCAAAUGCAACAUUUUAGAGAUUCACAUAGACACAAAUUUGAAGUUGUAGUGACAGAUUUACCUUGUAAAUAGAUGCUUAUUUUUGUAAGAAUGUAUUGAUAUAUUAUGUUUGUAUAUGUUAACAUGAAGGUAUUAAUAACAAUGUUUACUCUGGUUAAUACAUGAAGACUGAUGGGGCUGUCUUGUGCCUCUGGGACAACUGCACAUUGAAAAGAGAAUAGACCCCUUUAUUCAAUACUUCUGUAUGAGCCAACAUUUUGGAGACAAAAUAACACUUCCUUUUAUUGGGUUUGAAAAGUUUUCCCUUCUCCCUCUAAAACCUUCUCUGACCAUAUUAGGUUUGGACAAAAAGGGAGGAAGAGAAAUUUAAGGCCGAAUUUUGCAGUCCUUAAUUGAUUACAGUUCCCAUUGGUUUCACUUGAUUGAGAGAUGAAGAAUUUGGCCCUUCCUUUUGAAUAUGCACAAUAUUCCAACUACAGUAUUUCUAAGCAGCUUUCUGCUACAUUGUGAUUUUAUUGGUACUUUGAACUCAUAAGAUUUUUCCAGAAGUUAGUGACUUUAAAGAUCUUCUGUUUGGUUAACUUAUCCCCCUUUUGUCCUUUUUAAUAUAUUAUUUUAACAUUUCACAUUUGUAUUUUGGUGGUUUCCUGCCCAGAGGCACCCAGCUAUUCUUCUGCACCCUUCACAGUGAAAGGUUUCUCUGUCUUUUGCACACUAAAUGUAUAUUGUAACAUUCUUUUAAAUUACUUAUAAAACAAUAAGGUCUUGCAAAAACAAAUUGAUACUUACUUCUAAGCUUUCUUUGCCUAGCAAGAAAAUGUUUCUGGUCAGGCUUGUCACAUGGAGGAUGGAGGAGUUAAAUGAACUGUGGACAAGAACUUUUUCUUUUCCUCAAGUUGAAAGUCACUUUGCUUUGAACUAAAUAUUAUAUGAAGCACCUGUCUGUAUUUUCAUGUGUUCAUUAGUUAGAAUUUAUGUAGGGGACAAAUGAGCCUCAAACAAGAGUGUCUGUGGUAUACAGUGAAGUCUUGAAGCCAUCAGUGUUAGAUUUGCUUGGGGAAAUGCAAACAAUUCAAAUCUGAACUGCAAGGGGGGAAGAGAAGGGGGUGUAAAAUGCACUGGCUGGCACCCUUUACUAAUAUUUAAGAGCUGUUGUCAUGUUGAGUAGCACCUUACUCCAUAAGUAGUCCCAAUCUAGUCAGUGAGACUGUUCCUGAAGAAAGGUACAUGUGCAUGAGGAUAUCCGAAUCUGGACUUAAAACAGGCCACAGAAAACCUGAAUCUAUUUGCUCUGUAUAUUGUAGCUUUUUCUGCCCCCCCCCUUUUAUGAUAGUUAUGUAAAUAUUCUAGUUGUAUGCUUUUUGUACAUGUAUGUACCUAGAAAUGCAAUAAAAGUAUUUUGGUACAAUGGUAAA
This is a messenger RNA of Gopherus flavomarginatus (Mexican gopher tortoise), 5728 nucleotides long. It is a transcript of the gene STX11, whose product is annotated as syntaxin 11. Gene Ontology annotation, biological process: intracellular protein transport; synaptic vesicle fusion to presynaptic active zone membrane; exocytosis. The record is from RefSeq and is a predicted model, not a curated record. Lineage: Eukaryota; Metazoa; Chordata; Testudines; Testudinidae. The transcript has 4 exons. Gene Ontology annotation, molecular function: SNAP receptor activity; SNARE binding. The coding region runs from base 2356 to 3291 and encodes 311 amino acids. Gene Ontology annotation, cellular component: SNARE complex; endomembrane system; synaptic vesicle.